Messenger RNA from Leptosomus discolor (cuckoo roller), 708 nucleotides. Lineage: Eukaryota; Metazoa; Chordata; Aves; Leptosomiformes; Leptosomidae. The record is from RefSeq and is a predicted model, not a curated record.
AUGUCUAGCUCAGAUGUAGAUGGCCAAAUCAUCGUAAAUGUGAUUCAGGUGCCAAUGUGUCAACUUACUAACUCUCCUCCUAAUACUCCCAUCAUUGGAGUCAUUGGAGAAAGGGUCGUUCUGCCCUGCCACGUGGUAGCAGAUAACAUUCCUGAGGUGUUCUCUGUCCAGUGGAUAUUUCACGAAGCGUCUCGAAAAAUAACUGCGAGCAGAUAUGAUGGAAAGAAUAAAAAGGAGAAACAAGAUGAGAGAUAUCAAGGCAGAACAGAAUUCUUCCACAGUAAAUUUAAAGCUGGCAACAUGUCUCUGCACUUGAAGAAUGUCAGGAGCUCUGACAGAGGGUUAUACACUUGUGUGGUCUCUUUCAAUGACACGUACCAUGAUGUGUUGGUUGAAGUUGAACUGCAAGUGGCAGCUAAAGGUGGCGUGCCUUCCAUUUUCCUGAGGAGUCACAUGAAGCAGGGCAUCGGCCUCCCCUGCCACACAGCAGGAUGGUUUCCUAAGCCUGAGGUGAUUUGGCUGGACGGCCAAGGACAGGUCCGGAAAGAACUAUCGACCACAAAGAUGACAAUGACGCCCGCAGGCCUAUACAGUGUUGUAACUUCCAUGAGCCUACAACCGGGCUCGGACAUGGAAGUCUCCUGCAGGAUAGUCAACAGUCUGCUAAAUACGAGGAGUGAGUCCCGAGUUCUGAUCUCAGGUGGGUGA